Molecule: messenger RNA, 1486 nt
Organism: Purpureocillium takamizusanense
Lineage: Eukaryota; Fungi; Ascomycota; Sordariomycetes; Hypocreales; Ophiocordycipitaceae
Gene: SPT3
Product: Transcription initiation protein spt3
Exons: 3
Coding region: 397-1368 (323 amino acids)
Biological process (GO): transcription by RNA polymerase II
Cellular component (GO): SAGA complex
Molecular function (GO): transcription coregulator activity; protein heterodimerization activity
Source: RefSeq, a predicted model, not a curated record
CCAGUCCGUCCUGUCACGUACUUCGUAUGCUUUGUUACCUAGUCAAUCUUAUUAAACCUCCUCUCGUAUUGAUCCACUGUCGCUUUUCUGCAUCACCCAGAACCACGACGGUUUGAAGUUUUCCCUGUUUGUUUUCCCCUCUGCUACCGCUCAUUAUUCUUGUACGCUCGCACGCGUCGUUGAAUACCGUCUCGCGUCUCAGUGCCCUCUCACUCGUGCCCGGAAGCCGGCAUUUCGUCUGAGGGAGGCGCGCAUCUGCCCCCGGGCCAGGGCGUGGAGGCUUUCACACGAUAAAAACCUCGGCGGCGGUGUCGCAAAUACCGAGGACCAGAGACGGCAGGGGCAAUCGAUUCGGACGUCACUCCUGCUGCGUGAGCAGCCACUGCGACCGCGACCAUGGCGGACAAGGACAACAAGGCGUACAAGUAUCGCCAGGAGAUCAGUCAGAUGAUGUACGUAUCGGGCGAGACCGCCGAGCCUUCCGUUGAGACUACGAGUAUCAUCGAGGACAUUGUGCGGCAGCAAGUCAUCGAGCUGCUCCGUAAUUGCACUGAGCUGGCCUCGCGCCGCGGCUCCAAGUCUAUCAGUACAAACGACCUCAUCUUUCAGAUCCGCCACGAUCAGGCCAAGGUGUCGCGGCUGCGCACCUUCCUCUCGUGGAAGGACGUCCGCAAGAACGUCAAGGACUCGGACGACAAGGGCGCCGACGCCGACCUGGCCGCGGGCGACGACCCUGUGGGCGGCGUCGUGGCCGGCUCGGGCGGCCCCGUCGACGAGGCGGCCAAGAAGAACAAGAAGGCCAAGGUCGGCUUGCCCUGGGAGCCCGCCUCCUUCUUCUCCGUCGAAGUGCCUGAGCGGGAGGACGAGGAGGACGAGGAAGAGGACGAGAUGAACUACAUGACCCUCCAACGCCUCCGCAAGGCCGACGAGCGCACCAAGCUCAUGACGCGUGAGGAGUACGUCACCUGGUCCGAGUACCGACAGGCCUCGUUCACCUGGCGCAAGGGCAAGCGCUUCCGCGAGUGGGCCGGCUUCGGCAUCGUCACCGACAGCAAGCCCUCGGACGACAUUGUCGACAUCCUCGGCUUCCUCACCUUCGAGAUGGUCGCGACCCUCACCGAAGUCGCCCUCAAGGCCAAGGAGCAGGAGGACCUGGCCCGCGCCCAGUCGGGCGCCGACAGCGUCGCCGGCGCCAAGAAGCGCAAGCACCAGCACGGCCUCUUCGACCCCCCCAGCGAGGGGAAGACGCCCAUCGAGCCGCGGCACGUCCAGGAGGCGUUUCGUCGCUUCCAGCAGCGUCCCAAGAAAUUGCGCGCCAUGCUCAACGGCACCCGCCUCAUCCAACACACGCCCCUCAACAUCAUCUAGACUGUGGUCUCGACUUUCUCACCGUCCGUACUUGUCUUGCUCUCCUUUGGCGUCGGCGCAUGGUGGAUGCCCACGAGCUUAGUGGGAUGUGGCUCUUGUUCACGGCUGGCUUCGGGUU